Molecule: messenger RNA, 1209 nt
Organism: Synchiropus splendidus (mandarinfish)
Lineage: Eukaryota; Metazoa; Chordata; Actinopteri; Syngnathiformes; Callionymidae
Exons: 6
Coding region: 230-1006 (258 amino acids)
Biological process (GO): nuclear protein quality control by the ubiquitin-proteasome system; proteasome localization
Cellular component (GO): nucleus
Source: RefSeq, a predicted model, not a curated record
UUUCGCUCUCUUCAUUCACAUCGCAGGGAGGACGCCUCACGUAGCGUAGGUAGAUUGUAAUUGCAAUAUAUUUACAGAACUGAAGUGCUUGGCUCUUAACACGCGGACGAGUUCACCCAGUCAGGAGCCGUAUUUUGGAGGUGAAGCGCACUGGAGGGGCUUUAAACUUUGGCCAACAAUAGCUCCAACCCCUCUCAGCUACGUGGUUUAACCGAUUAUUUUAGUCGCAAUGGCAGCGGUUUGUCAGCCACGACGAGCUCUCGUGGAAAUACCGGCCCCUCAGCCAAAGAUCGCAGCGCGGAUGAGGCGAUCCUACCAAGAGAUCAUAAGUUCCAGAGUGGUCGCGUCGCCCGUGAGAGCAGCCAGACCUGCCAGCACAAGACAGCGACAGUCACUGGAUUUGCCAGGUGAAGGGGUGUGGAGCGGGAGGACGGAACCUUGUGAGAGGAUGUAUGAGCAGCACACUGCCCUCUCCACGCAGCAGCUGAUCCAGCUGAUUCAAUCCCUCAUUUCAGUUGAACAGAGUCAAGAGUCCAGGAUAGCAUUUGACCUCAAGUAUCUUCAUGAAGAGUUGCAACUGAAAAAAGCCAACGUGUACCGGUCCAUCCCUUACUCUCGUUUUGGCUCAAACCGAGAUGCACACUGCUACAGAAAAGCCUAUCAGCACCUCGUGGCAUUCAAAGUGUCCUGUUAUGAGUGGGGCCAACUUCUUCUCCGGAACAAAGAGUGGGAUUGUGUGCUGGAACACGCCCUGGUGGCGUGGCGGUACACCAGCGAGCUUCCACAGUGGGACACGGCAAACCAUAAUGUUCUGAGGGAACAGUGUUAUGACAUUUUAGCAGCACACAUCCUCACUGCACUGCAGCACUUUCAACCCGAACCGAAGAGAGGACAGGAGUUACUGCGAAGAAUGAAGAUGGCUCAGUUCCACAGCCAAACCAUCAGGCCAUGUUUGGAAGAGCUGCAGAAGAUGAUGGCGUCUAAUGAUGAAAUGGAAACAAAAUAAGCAGGUGUUUGUUUAAAAACACAACUACUUGAAUUGACGAUUGCAAAAAAAAAAGAUAUUUGCAACUACCAACUGAAGCUGGGACCACGUAGUUGAUGACAUAGACUUGCAAAUGGUAUGAAUUGUCAUUUUAUUUUUUUGGUCUUGUGUCUAAUUUCUUUCAUGUCUGUCGAAUUGCACUAGUGUGUUUUUGCCCUGUGAAA